AUGGAUAUGGCUAGUUAUCUACUCGCUCUGCAUACCUGGACGAUAGCGUCAAUCCAUAUCUUGAUCGAUUCACAUCUGACUAUGUGGCGGCAACAAAAGGCUUCUAAAGUCAUAUUAACUAACAAAUCACAUCCAGCAAUCUCUCCAUACUAA
Molecule: messenger RNA, 153 nt
Organism: Strongylus vulgaris
Lineage: Eukaryota; Metazoa; Nematoda; Chromadorea; Rhabditida; Strongylidae
Source: the annotation of a GenBank genome assembly